Phytophthora infestans T30-4 is the source of this 321-nucleotide messenger RNA. RefSeq lists its product as uncharacterized. The annotation marks the transcript as partial. NCBI's taxonomy places the organism in Eukaryota, Oomycota, Peronosporomycetes, Peronosporales, Peronosporaceae. The record is from RefSeq and is a predicted model, not a curated record. The transcript is spliced from 3 exons.
AUGGCGUCGGCUAGCAGCUCCAAACCUUUCUCCACGUUGUCGCGGAGCAAGGUCGAUUGUUUAGAUGAGCUGCUCGCAUCCACUGCAGAUGUAGACGAUUUUGUAGCCGCACUCCCUGUUAAAGAAAUGCGAGAUAUUGACAAGAACCUCUCUCUCCGCGGAGAGAAUUAUCUUCAUGAUUACCUGUGGAUGAUGAGGUGGCUAAGGACGUGUAUGGAGCUAUCGGAGGUGUACCUACUAUCGGUCACCAGCGUGGCUGAAGGUGAAGCCGAAGGACUUGACUCCAAAGACGUUGACGUCAAAGCGGUUCCCUUUUCGUCU